Molecule: messenger RNA, 2846 nt
Organism: Xyrauchen texanus (razorback sucker)
Lineage: Eukaryota; Metazoa; Chordata; Actinopteri; Cypriniformes; Catostomidae
Product: EGF-like repeat and discoidin I-like domain-containing protein 3
Exons: 11
Coding region: 143-1531 (462 amino acids)
Molecular function (GO): calcium ion binding
Source: RefSeq, a predicted model, not a curated record
GCAGCACAUUGCUCAGAUUCACAGCAGCGUCACAGGACAUCCUUCACUCGGAGCACCGCGAUUCUAUCUGCAUCACAACUAGAAUACUGGACGGAUUGAGAUAAUAACGGGAGAAACAGCGAACAGAAACGAUUUUCCUGAGAUGGUGCCUUUAUUUUUGUUCCUGCUCGUCCGCAUCGGCGCGUCCAUCCCACAUCCGACAUCCACGGGUGAGGUUUGUGAGCCGGUUCCUUGUGAGAAUGGUGUCGACUGUCCCAGUACACCAGCAGAUGAAAAUAUUUCUUCAUCAGGCUGGGAAGAACCAUCUGUAGUUGGGCCCUGCCGUCCAAACCCGUGUCACAACAGAGGGGUUUGUGAACUCAGUGAGACGUAUCGGGGUGACACUUUUGUUGGAUAUGUCUGUAUGUGUCCACCUGGCUUUGAUGGUGUCCACUGCCAACACAAUAUUAAUGAGUGUGAGAAGAAUCCGUGCAAAAAUGGAGGCAGCUGCACGGAUCUGCGAGCGAACUACACCUGCCAGUGUCCCGGAGAAUAUAUGGGCCGGAAUUGUCAGUACAAAUGUUCUGGACCUUUAGGGAUGGAAGGGGGUAUAAUUUCGAAUCAGCAGAUAACAGCCUCCUCCACACAUCGAGCUCUUUUCGGACUGCAGAAGUGGUUUCCGUACUUCGCCCGACUCAAUAAGAAGGGUCUUGUCAAUGCCUGGAGCGCAGCCGAGGGUGAUCGAUAUCCUUGGAUUCAGAUAAAUCUGCAGCAAAGGAUGAGGGUGACCGGACUGAUAACUCAGGGUGCCAAGCGAAUCGGGAGUCCUGAGUAUGUGAAAUCAUAUAAAGUGGCAUACAGCCACGACGGGAAGGCCUGGAGCAUGUAUAAAGUCAAGGACACGGAUGAGGACAUGAUAUUCACUGGAAAUGGUGAUAACAGCAUCCCCUGGGCAAACUCCUUCAACCCACCAAUUGAAGCACAGUUCAUUCGCAUUUACCCUCAAGUUUGCAGGAAACACUGUACUUUGCGUAUGGAGCUCCUGGGCUGUGAGCUCACAGGAUGUUCAGAGCCCAUGGGGAUGAAGACAGGACACAUCCAAGACUAUCAGAUCUCCUCUUCCAGUGUGUUUCAUGCCCUGAACAUGGACAUGUUUUCUUGGGAACCAUCCAAGGCCAGACUGGACAAACAGGGCAAGGUCAACGCAUGGACGUCAGCCCACAAUGACCAAUCUCAGUGGCUUCAGGUGGAUUUGCUGGUCCCCACCAAAAUCACAGGAAUUAUCACCCAAGGAGCCAAAGAUUUCGGGCGUGUGCAGUUUGUUGGUUCCUAUAAAUUGGCAUUCAGUAAUGAUGGAGAGAGAUGGCUUGUAUACCAGGAUGAGAAACAACAGAAGGAUAAGAUCUUCCAAGGAAACUUUGACAAUGAAACACACAGAAAGAAUGUGAUAGAUCCGCCAAUCUAUGCCCAAUACGUCCGGAUCCUUCCGUGGUCGUGGUACGGACGCAUCACCAUGAGGGCAGAGCUUCUGGGAUGUCCAGAUGAACAGUGAAACCUUUAUGACUUUAUGACAGACUCUGUAAAAAUAACUUAUUAAUAACUAUUGGUGAUCUGCUGAGACUGAUGGUCGUGAUUUUGGAUAGAAUUUUCUUUCUGGAAAUUGCACAAAUCACAAUGCUUUACAAACAUUACUGUCAAUGUACAGCUACAUUUAUUUGAGAAUUGAGUAUUAGCAGUUAAAAAAAGUCAACCGAAAAUGCUCAGGUCAAUGAUCACCUGCUAGAAUAAUGUUCUGAGUAUAUGAUUUAAGGAGUUGAGAACUCAUUUUCGUCACUAUUCUUAUAUAUACUUUAUGUAUAAUGACUAAAUGGCGUACAUAUUUUGUAAUGUAUUGAAAUGAGAAUGGAAGAAUGAAAAGAACAGAAUGAAUAUUUUCAUGAAUAUUUGCAGAAAGGCAUUAAUUGUGCAACACAGCAUAGAUUUCAGUAUUCCAAAUAGAUCAAAUGUCAAUAGAAACAACUUUAAAGUCAACAUGAAAUCCUAAUCAACCCUAUUUACUCUCCUACACAUUCUUAUUCUUAGUCUUUUUGUUACUCCAAGUUAUUAAGAAAGACAUUUUUGAGGAGGCCUGGGUAGCUCAGUGAGUACUGACAUUGACUAUCACCCCUGGAGUCACGAGUUGGAAUCCAGGGCAAGCUGAGUGACUCCUGCCAGGUCUCCGAAGCAACCAAAUUGGCCCGGUUGCUAGGGAGGGUAGAGUCACAUGGGGUAACCUCCUAAUGGUCACUAUAAUGUGGUUCACUCUCGGUGGGGCAUGUUGAGCGUGGAUGCCUCCACACGCGCUACAUCUCCACGGUAACAACCUCAACAAGCCACGUGAUAAGAUGCGCGGAUUGACAUUCUCAGACGCGGAGGCAACAGAGAUCUGUCCUCUGCCACCCAGAUUGGGGGAGUCACUACACCACCAUGAGUACUUAGAGCGCAUUGGGAAUUGGGCAUUCCAAAUUGGGGAGAAAAAGAAAAGAAAGAUAUUUUUGUAAUCUAAAUAUAAUAUCUUGCCACGCCUCUGAAAUGACUUUCCUUUUCAACCCCUCCCCUUCAACCCCUUCUAAUUAUCCAUUCAAUUCCUAGUGGAUCAAAUCAAGUCCUGUCUAACAUUUUUUCCUGUUGAAUAUCCCGUUUCAUUCUAAAAUAUGUGGGUUGUGAAUGCCGUUUCAUAUUGACUUUGCCAAUCAUUGAAAUAACAGUAUGCUUUCUAUCUUUCUUUCUUUCUUUCUUGUUUUUUUUUAAACAUGUAAAUAUAAUAUAAAGAGCCGUUUUUCGUAUUAGUAUAUCUGUACUCGCUUUCUAAUUCCUCACUGCAGUGU